This is a messenger RNA of Eucalyptus grandis, 1992 nucleotides long. Its product is annotated as N-acetyl-D-glucosamine kinase. Lineage: Eukaryota; Viridiplantae; Streptophyta; Magnoliopsida; Myrtales; Myrtaceae. The record is from RefSeq and is a predicted model, not a curated record.
GCAUCGUCGAGGUCACCAUUCUCGCCAUCUCCUUGUCGCUUUCCACCCGCGAUUCCCACGCAGCAACGGAGGAGAAACGCCAGUCAAUGGUUGAAGCUUCCCUCUCCCUCCCUCUCUCUCUCUCUUCAACGCAUAAUGCAAUAAAUUUCAAGGAAGGAGAAAAAUGGGGAGUUGAAGGAUCCACCAUCUAGCGCUUGGCUCAGUUCUGCCGCCCGAAUCCGCCCUCGUCCCCACGCCCAUUUCUUUAAUCAUCUCCCCCUGCAGACCUUGGCGUGAUCUUGCCCUUCUUGAAAUCAUUUCUUAAUUCUUGAAAUUGGGUGUCUUUUUCUGGUCGACUCUUGCCUCUAUCUCUGCCUCGCUCCCUCCCACUCUUUUUUUAACCAUCUCUUUCCGCCUCCCGCAUAAAAGGACGAGGUGGGUACUUGCCCAAUCAAGAAUCGCUUCGACCCCAGUUGGCCUCUGGACUCUGAUUGGCCGUUUCGGGUUUUUGGGUCGUGGGGGGAUAGCCGUGAGGCGAUGAAGAGGUACAGGAACGGCGAGAUUUGGGACUUCGAGCACGAAAUGCCGGUGGUGGGUGGCAACGACGAGGUGGUUCUUGGGCUGGACGGCGGGACGACGUCGACGGUGUGUAUCUGCAUGCCCCUGCUCCGGGUCGCCGACCCUUCCGACCCUUUGCCCGUUCUGGCCAGAGCCGUCGCGGGUUGCUCCAAUCACAACAGUGUCGGGGAAGCUGCUGCAAGGGAGACACUGGAGCAAGUUAUGGCAGAUGCUCUUGCUAAAUCUGGUUCUAAUCGAUCAGCUGUCCGGGCAGUUUGUCUAGCCGUGUCUGGUGUUAACCAUCCAACUGAUCAGCAGAGAAUAGUAAAUUGGCUCAGGGAGAUGUUCCCGAGCUAUGUUAGGCUCUAUGUUCAAAAUGAUGCUGUCGCAGCUCUGGCGAGUGGAACCCUGGGAAAGCUUCAUGGAUGUGUUUUAAUUGCUGGUACUGGCACCAUCGCUUAUGGAUUUACAGAAGAUGGAAGAGAAGCUCGGGCUGCUGGUGCGGGCCCCACCUUAGGUGACUGGGGAAGUGGUUAUGGAAUAGCUGCACAGGCAUUAACGGCAGUAAUUAGGGCUUAUGAUGGUCGUGGGCCAGAAACAAAUCUGACUUCCAGCAUAUUAGAGAUUGGCCUUUCUUCCCCAGAUGAAUUAAUUGGGUGGACCUACAUAGAUCCAUCUUGGGCUCGCAUUGCAGCCCUUGUCCCAGUUGUGGUGUCUUGUGCAGAGGCAGGGGAUGAAGUCGCUAACAGGAUUUUAGUUGAAUCUGUCCAAGAGUUGGCUUUAAGUGUGAAAGCUGUUGUUGAAAGACUUCGUCUGUGUGGUGAAGAUGGAAAAGAUUCUUUCCCCCUUGUCAUGGUGGGUGGUGUUCUUGAAGCGAAGAAGAGGUGGGAUAUUGGCAAAGAAGUCAUAAACUGCAUCUCCAAGGAGUUCCCUGGAGUAUUUCCUAUCAGGCCAAAGGUGGAGCCUGCGGUUGGGGCAGCAUUGCUGGCUCGUAAUUUUUACAUGAAAGAAUUCUGCAAGGAGCUAUAGAAGUCCCAUUCUUAAAGAUUCGCUAGAGUCGACCCAAUUGUACAGUAGGAUAACAAUGAGGUUUUCUAGCGUUGCCAAAACACGAACACAUCGGACAGAGGAAACGACAAUUUGAGACGAAAACCGGUCCGAGUCUGGUGAAAGGGUUCAUAGGUUCCCUCUCCAUUCUUCUCUCUCUCUCUCUCUCUCUCUCUCUCUGAGGUCAUUCUUUUCAGCAGAUAGUUUUUCACUUCCUGGGUGAAACAUGCUGCAACGCUACCGUGAGUCCAUGAUUGGUGAAAUUGGUCCGUGUGCUUGUAUUUCUUUUGCUGUCGAUGAUUAGUUUUGAUGCAUUUAAGCAUCCCUCUUGUCGCCAUGGCAGAGCAUUCUUGCUGAGAAUUUCGUUUACCUUGGGAAUUGCACUUGGCCACCGUUGGCUUUUCCGCU